Paramecium sonneborni is the source of this 1422-nucleotide messenger RNA. NCBI's taxonomy places the organism in Eukaryota, Ciliophora, Oligohymenophorea, Peniculida, Parameciidae. The record is from the annotation of a GenBank genome assembly.
UAAUAAUCAAAUGAACCGUGUGUCUGUAUCAUAAUAAUAAAUACAUCUACAGAUACAUAUGAAUCAAUUAUAGUUAUAACAGGUUUAAGUACAAAAGUCUUAUCAAAGAAGGGAGGUACGUUAAAUAUAUAUGGUCUUGGAUUUGGAUAUGGAACAUGUUAAGUCCAAGUCUAUGUUGGAAGACAACUCUAAUUAAAAAAUACAGUGGUAAUUGGAAAUGAUUGAUCAACUAUUACUGUUAAAUUUUUCAAUAUCACUUUUCAAAGAGAAGCAUAUGUCGAUGGAAGUGGUCUUGGAUAUAAAAGAUGGUGGGCAAAUACAGUUUAUUAAAAUGAUUCUAUUGGAGAACCAGACGUUUAAAAUGUUUAUGGAAAUUAUUACAACUGAUAAUUCAAAGGAUUCUUCAAAGCACCAAAAACAGGAUAAUAUAGAUUCUAUGUAGCUUCUGAUGAUAGAACAACUGUUGAAUUGAAUAGAAAUCCCUCUUCAAUAGAUAAUACAAAAUUAGAAUUAAUUGCUGAAAACAACUAUAGAUUACUUUCUAAAGAUACGGAAAGUUUAAGUUAGAACCACUUUUGUAUUUAACAUAACAACUAAUGCUAACAGUGCCAUAAGUAAGAAUCUAAAAUGUAGAAAUUGUAAAUGGAGGCGAAUAAAGAUAUUUAAAUAUAUUCCCAAUUAAUUUCAAUAACAACGGAGUCGUUUCAAACUCAUAUAUUAGAAGCAAUUCCAUCCAUGAUUCUAACGCUCGUUGCAUAGGAUUAUGAAGUGUUUCUCACUUAGAUGUUUAAGAUAACAUCUGUUACAACAUUUUUGGUCAUGCUAUCUAUAUUUAGAAUGGUAAUGAAAUGUACAACAUUUUGAACACAAUCUUAUGGCUGUUGUAAAUCCUCAUAGUAAUUAUAUCAAUCAGAUUCAACAGCAGCAGCUUUCUGGAUUACUAAUCCUAAAAACACAUUCUUUAACAAUAGAAUUGAAGGAGCAGAAUGGUAUGGAUUCUAUUUAGCAUUUCAAUCAAAUCCUUCAGAUGUAGCAUCUGCAGCUGAUAUUUGUCCAUCAGGUGUCUCAUUAUUGAAUUUCACUAAUAAUGCUGCUCAUUCAACAGGAAAAAUAGGACUCAGAAUAGGAAACUUGAUUCCAAAGAUGGCUCAAUGUGGAUCUCAUAAAAAUGAUGCAUUAGAUGACCCAUUUAGUGCUAAUCCUUCUUUAAACUAAUUAUCAGGAUUUAUAACAUGGGCAAAUGCUUAAAUUGGUGUGUUGGUAGAUAAUUGAGGAAAUGUUUUCAUAGAAAAUGUAUUAAUAGCAAUUUCAAAGAUAGCUGGUUAUUAAUAACAUAAAUCUUAUCUAUCAGCUUAAGGAACAACAAUUAAAAACUUUUUUAUUGUUAGUUCAUAAAUCAAUACUGGUUUGAUAGUUCCCUAA